Aureococcus anophagefferens is the source of this 1522-nucleotide messenger RNA. RefSeq lists its product as hypothetical. Gene Ontology annotation, cellular component: mitochondrion. NCBI's taxonomy places the organism in Eukaryota, Pelagophyceae, Pelagomonadales, Pelagomonadaceae. Bases 65 to 1228 code for a protein of 387 amino acids. Gene Ontology annotation, biological process: tryptophanyl-tRNA aminoacylation. Gene Ontology annotation, molecular function: ATP binding; tryptophan-tRNA ligase activity. The record is from RefSeq and is a predicted model, not a curated record. The transcript has a single exon.
CACUCCGCGGGCUGCUCCGGUGCCACGCUCCAACUGACGCAUCGUCUGUGCCACUCAGCUGCAGAUGCUGGUCAUUUGGGCGCUUAUGUUAGGGCGGGCGAGUUCGCUUCAGCGGUCAUUGUGCCCCGCAAGAUACGGUCCUGCAGGGCGGGGAGUGUCGCAGAGUAGAUCCAGCACUUUCGUCCGUGCCUCAGAUGCGAGCAGUGAGGCAAACUUGAGGCGGCAGCGAGUUUUAAGCGGGGUGCAGCCAACUGGGUCAUUACAUCUGGGAAAUUAUCUGGGUGCCAUCCGGCAGUGGGUUGAGUACCAACACGAAUACGAUAGUCUGUUCUGCGUUGUCGACAUGCAUGCAAUUACUGUCCCGCACGAUGCCAAAACUUUGAGCAGUGAGACGAUGGAUGCCGCAGCGUUGUACAUUGCGGCCGGAGUUGAUCCCGACAUCGCACCUAUCUUCGUGCAGUCCCAUGUGAGCGCACACGCAGAGCUUGCCUGGCUCUUAAAUUGCAUAACUCCGAUAAAUUGGCUUGAGCGAAUGAUCCAGUACAAGGAGAAGAAAGAGAAACAGGGCGAAUUGGUCGCUGUCGGGCUAUUCGACUAUCCAGUCCUCAUGGCUGCUGAUAUACUGCUUUACCAGGCGGGGCUUGUUCCUGUCGGUGAUGACCAACGGCAGCACCUUGAGCUCACAAGGGACAUCGCAAGGCGCUUUCAUGACAUGUACUGUAAGCGAAAGCAAAGAGUCUUUCGUGAACCUAAGGCCUUAAUUGUCAAGGAGGGGUCGCGUGUCAUGUCCCUCACUGAUGGCACCGUUAAAAUGUCGAAGUCCGCACCCCUCGACAACUCACGCAUCAACCUCAGUGACCCACCAGACCUUAUUGCAUCCAAGAUCAAGAAAUGUAAGACCGAUCAAGUCAAAGGUCUCGAGUGGGACAACCCUGACCGCCCAGAGGCCGCCAACCUCCUCAAUAUUUACCAGUCUGUCACUGGUCUUGAACAUGAAGCAAUCUUGCGUGAAGUUUCGGACCUCUCUUGGGGUGCUUUUAAGCCCAGGCUCACUGACGCCGUCGUUGCUCAUCUGGAACCUAUCCAACGUGCAUAUAAGGAAAUCGCUGCUGACCAACAUUACCUAUCACAGACUCUCAAGCAAGGUGCGUACCGAGCUGACGAGAUUGCAACGCGAACCUUGGAUGAUGCAAAGAGCGCCAUGGGCAUCAAUAUCAAGACCAUAUGAGAACCGGCCUCCAUGGAUGCAGCUAGGCUGGAUUCUUUUUCACUGGUCUGAAUCUGGUGAGAUCAUUUGUUCAACAUCUGAGCCCAAAGGGGCCUGCUCCGCACCAGACCCGCUCCCUGCGACCACUGGCGAUUCUUGUAUAACCAGCAGGCUGCAGGCCGCUUACAUGGGUGCUACAUUACCGUCGACAGGGGUUGAAGGCGGAUAGCUACCUAUCUAGCUUGGCGCCCCCACUAGAGCCCUCCAGGUUAGAGAGAAAUACCCCAAACUAGGGUACUAAGGAACGUUGAUAUC